UCUUCGGAAACGAAACAUUGUUUUGAGGCGGGGCAUGAGUUGAUGCCUUAUAAACCUCUGAACGGUGCCAGAUUAUUUAGUUGUGAGUUCGGUCAGUGUGAUUCCCAUAAAAAAAACAAAACAAAAAACAAUAGGCUACUAUUCAGCGGAAGAUGUCAACAGCUCGUUUCAUGAUGGAGCUGGAAGUAACACGGCUGAAUGGAAAUAAGAAGCGUCUGACUGUGGACAGCAGCGCCACAGUUGGUGAGCUCAAGCAGCGCAUAUCGGAGGUCUUUAGAGAUCAUCACCCUUCUCAGCAGAAGCUUUCUGCUAAUAACGGUCGCCGGAUCGACCUUGAAGACGAUUCCAGAACCCUCAGUAGUUACGGGUUGCACUCAGGAUCCACGGUGAUGCUCCUCAUCAAGAACCCUGGACCUUUUCAGGUGUUCGUCAAGAACGAGAAAGGCUCCAUAGGAACUUACGAUGUUUCCAUUGAUGAGACCGUAGAGCAACUUCAGGAAAAGAUCUUCAACAAAGAAAGAGUCCCUGUGGAUCAGCAGAGACUGAUUUGCAACGGUAAACCCCUGGAGGCUGGAAAGAAGUUGCAAGAGUACGACAUCACAUCCCACAGCACCAUUCACAUGACUCUGCGACUCAGAGGAGGUUAAUGGAGAAAAACAGAUUUAAUUUUUUUAAUUAUUAUUAUUAUUAAUUUUAUUAUUAUUAUUAUUAUUGGUACUGAUUAAACGUGCCACAGUAGGCAAAAUAGUCCUAAUGAAAUGUAUUUGUUCAAUCAUAGAAGGUUUAGAAGUAAAAAACUAAAGCACUUUUUGUUUGUGGCUCUAGAUAAGAGUGGAGAUCAACCUCCGCUUUUUUAACCACAUGAGAGAGCGUUACUAGCAUGUUACGACAGUUAGUCGCCGUUUGCGGAUACCAUAUAGAUGAAUGGGGAGAGUCGUAAACUGACACCUUCCAGUCGCAAAAUUGUCUGUGUUUUCUCUUAUAAUACAGCAUUUAUCUUAUUAAACUCAACACAUAGUUCUUUCCAAAAAUGAUUGUUUAGUGUUAAACAUGUUGAAGAUUACCGGAAAAGCGGUCAAUUCAUUAAAUGAUUAGCUGUUUCCACACAAAAGCAGUUUAUUCAGCGUAAUGAAGCAUCUCCUCCAUAGACAUACAUAAAUAAGGAAAAACGUCAGAUUGUCUCCCCGCCUGUGUACCGCCCUAAAAUGUAUAUGGAUCGCCGCCCAUUUUCGCUCGAUGGAUUUCCGGUGGCGAAAAAUCUCCCCUCGCGGAUUUCGCGUGAAGUUCAAGUUUGAUGAACUUUGCGGCGAACAUUCGCCGCGUUGACCAAUAGGAAGUUGAUUGGUUCUGGCAUUGACCCCUGAGUUGGCAGUGCUUCGACACAGCUAAACUGAUUACACACAAUGGACAAGGAUAUAAUUUUAGCAGUGAGUUUCUUUUCAACUUUACUCUGCCAGAGUAUGAAGUGCAGCAUUAAAAAGAGGCUGCUUAGCAGUUAUAUUUGGCUGAAUUCACACGCGCUCAACAUCCGGCCAUGCCAUCUUCGCCCGCGGAAUUUCGCUAUGCAAAGGGUAUGUGUGACCGCGCCUUUAUCUUGUAGUGUCCCGUUUUUAGAAGGGUUCUAAUAAGAGUGUCUGCUUUAAAUGUAAAUAAAGUGUAAGUUAUAGGCCUAUUACACUCAGUAGUAGCAGAAUAUUGAGUUAAAAUCUGUUUUGCGAAUUUUGUCUGUUUUAGAUAUUUUCAUCUGGAAAGCAUCACAUUCUAAAUAACAUCUGCUAAACAUAUUAAAGGUGCACUCAGCGAUUACUGAGAAACACUGUUGACAUUCGAACUCAACUGCCAAAACAAACACACCCCUCCUUCAGUGCUCCUUUGGAAGCUCCGCCCCCCAAAUUUGACGCACACCAGCUUCAGACACUCACAACUCACAUGCUACUAAAUGCAACAUCACAACAACAGCAUAUAUGGGUUCUGUGAAACAUAGCACAAUUUAUGUUACCCACUUAUCGAGAAGGAAAGGAGCAACUUCUGCAUCCGUCUUCAAGCCUUUUAUCUCUCAGAGGUCUCUCCACUGCUGAAAAGCCUCGCUGAUGUUGACGUGGCUCCUAGCCCUCGACUUAUCAUAAUCCUUCUUUUUUAGUUUAUAUUCGUCUGACCUUUUACUCUUAGACUGUUUCUCAUUUGUCCUCCUUGGAGUUUAGAAAGUUCACAUCAGACAGAUUUGCUGUCGCUCUUCCAAUUAUUUCCCUCUUCCUCUGCCAAAAACAUCUACUGAAUGUCUUAUUGACAUCCGAGAGGAAACGUCUUUUAGACGUAUUGCAGAUGAGCAAACAACCGAAAAAAAUACAUCUUCCAGAUGUAAACACACAUCAAAUAGACAUCUAGGUGACGUACAUAUGCUAUCAGGAAUGCAACAAUUGUAUUAAUACAUGGAAUAAGCUAAAUUAUGUCUUUAUGUAAUCUAUAUAUUUUUUUCACUUUUUAUGUAUGAUGUUGAAUUAUAUUUUGCCUUGUAAAUAAAAUGUCUGAACUAAA
Messenger RNA from Myxocyprinus asiaticus (Chinese sucker), 2535 nucleotides. RefSeq names its product polyubiquitin-like. Gene Ontology annotation, biological process: modification-dependent protein catabolic process; protein ubiquitination. The transcript has 2 exons. NCBI's taxonomy places the organism in Eukaryota, Metazoa, Chordata, Actinopteri, Cypriniformes, Catostomidae. The record is from RefSeq and is a predicted model, not a curated record. Gene Ontology annotation, molecular function: ubiquitin protein ligase binding; protein tag activity. Bases 153 to 647 code for a protein of 164 amino acids. Gene Ontology annotation, cellular component: nucleus; cytoplasm.